UCCGUAACACUCCCACUUCUUCACCUAUAGCUAUUGUGCUUUCUAUUUUCUCCUCCGUUAUUGUUUAACCAUGCCAGUGAUGGUCUUCGGACAGUUCUGAAGCUAAACUCGUCGUCACCGGACCGGAAUAUUCUAAAAGAAUGGAUGAUUCAUUACAACAACCGCAGCUUCCUCCGGGGUUUCGCUUUCACCCGACCGAUGAAGAGCUGGUGGUUCACUACCUCCAGAGAAAAGAGGCCGCCGCCCCGCUUCCGGUGGCCAUCAUCGCGGAUAUAGACCUCUAUAAGUUCGAUCCAUGGGAGCUUCCAGCUAAGGCAGCGUUUGGUGAACACGAGUGGUAUUUUUUCAGUCAUAGGGACAGAAAGUAUCCGAACGGGGCUCGGCCUAACAGGACGGCAACGUCUGGUUACUGGAAGGCUACCGGGACUGAUAAACCGGUGUGGACUGCGGGUGGUACACAAAAAGUUGGUGUUAAAAAAGCUCUUGUUUUCUAUGGUGGUAAACCGCCGAAAGGUGUGAAGACAAACUGGAUCAUGCAUGAGUAUCGACUCACUGAUGGUAAAUCAGUCUGUAAACAGCCUGCCUACGAUACCUCGAAAAAUAAAGGAUCGUUAAGGUUAGAUGAUUGGGUGUUAUGCCGGAUCUACAAGAAGAGUAACAUGCAGAGAGCGGUGGAAGUUGACGGUGGUGGCGGUAGUGAUCUCACCAUGACCGGUGGGAUAUUAUCAUCUCCACCACCAACAUAUAGGUCAUACAACCACCAGGAACUUAUGAAACCUACCACAGGGUGCACAGGGUACAAUGCAUUGCUUGAGAAUCAAGUGCACAACACUAUCUUGUUUAACAACAUGUUAAAUUCUCAAUCCAGUGCCCGAUUCGACGAUAACAACCACCGACACAACCCCAUUGUGUCCACCUCUAGUCUCUUUCCAAUGAAACAAUCAACCUCAUCAGGUCUGUUUCUAACAGACAGUAACACCGACAGGAGCCCGAUGGAUACGCAACCAACGGAGGAAAAUAAUGGGACAAUGGGGAGUUUUUUGACUGGGAUACCACAACUGGAACAGCAAACAAUGGUGGUGACUCCCGGAGAAAGCAUUUUCCGGCAACCGUAUCAUUUGCCGGACAUGAAUUGGUACUCUUAGAUCAUUUUUGGGAAGGUGGUUGAAUGGAAUGGAAUUUGAAUAUAGUUAUGAAAAGAUGGUUUCUUUUUUUGUUAAUUUUGCUAUGACAAGUUUGCUUAAGCAGUGAUAAAUUUAGCUAGACAAGAUAAAGACCACAAAUAUGUAGA
This is a messenger RNA of Helianthus annuus (common sunflower), 1291 nucleotides long. Its product is annotated as NAC transcription factor 25. NCBI's taxonomy places the organism in Eukaryota, Viridiplantae, Streptophyta, Magnoliopsida, Asterales, Asteraceae. The record is from RefSeq and is a predicted model, not a curated record. Gene Ontology annotation, molecular function: DNA binding. Gene Ontology annotation, biological process: regulation of DNA-templated transcription; system development. The transcript is spliced from 3 exons. The coding region runs from base 141 to 1145 and encodes 334 amino acids.